UCACCGACUCGCGCCGACUUUCAUCAACCACCGUCCUGCUUUAUCGCAAUCAUUUGCAAUGGGAAAGCACACAUACUCAAGAGAACCUGCUAACCCGGCGAAAUCGGCCAAAGCGUGCGGGAAGGACCUUCGAGUUCACUUCAAGAACACUCAUGAAGUCGGCGCCGCGAUCAAGGGCAUGACCCUUGAGCGUGCCCAGAAGUAUCUUCAAGCUGUCAUGGACAAGAAGGAGAUCGUCCCCUUCAAGCGCUUCCGCAUCGGUGUCAAGGGCAAGCCGCAGUGCCGCAACUGGAAGGUCCCCGUGGGACGGUGGCCGACUAAGUCAUGCAAAUAUCUGCUAGCCAUGGUGAAGAACGCUGAGAGCAACGCCGAUAUUCGCGGCAUCGAUACCGACACCCUCGUCAUCGACCACGUCCAGGUCAACAAGGCCGUACGUGGGCGCCGUAGGACUUUCCGCGCCCACGGGAGAAUUAACGCCUUUAUGAGCCAGCCGUGCCAUGUCGAGAUGUUUGUGUCAGAGCCGGAGGAACCCGUCGCCGCUGGCGAUCAGGACGGCUCAGGCGCCCCGGCCAACCUCUCGAAUACGCGGCUUCGCUCAGGCAUGACUGCCUAGACUAGUGCGCUAGUAAAAUCUUUUGAUUGCACAUAUGUCGCAUUUUUUUGUCUAGUCUUAGUAGUGGGCAGACACGAAAGCACUCUGAAGGUUUGGCUUGCCGAUCUACGACUGCACUUCUCAAUCAUUUUGGCGCUUUCAUCAAAGCACGCCAAGCGACUUGCGCGCCAAGCGAUUUAAGAGACAAUUUCGAAUUGUGUUAAGGGGGACUAGGAUCGUCCGGGGAAGACACAUGAAACUUCAAUUCUAGUUUUGCGAUCCUUAGCCCG
Chondrus crispus (carragheen) is the source of this 882-nucleotide messenger RNA. Its product is annotated as 60S ribosomal protein L17. The annotation marks the transcript as partial. The transcript is spliced from 4 exons. The record is from RefSeq and is a predicted model, not a curated record. Gene Ontology annotation, cellular component: cytosolic large ribosomal subunit; ribosome. Gene Ontology annotation, biological process: cytoplasmic translation. NCBI's taxonomy places the organism in Eukaryota, Rhodophyta, Florideophyceae, Gigartinales, Gigartinaceae. Gene Ontology annotation, molecular function: structural constituent of ribosome.